AUGAAGAUCGAGGCUUUAGCGGUAGUACUCGCCUUUGUGGCGGGCACCAUUGCCUCGCCCGACAACAUGAACGCCAACACGAUCACUACUGAGUCCGUCUCGGUGGAACAGCUUGGCGCCAUGUCGGAGCCCGACGGCGAGGACCCGUCCUACCGGCCUGAUCAUGGCCCCAACCCCCCCAAUCUCCCCAAAGUGGACCUGCCCCUCUUCCCGUACUGGCCCGGCUGGACCCGCAACACGAACGGCGGUAUUGUCGUUGAUGCAAAUAACUUCACGCUUGUGUACUGUGGCUUUUAUCGCCCUCCUGUAACGGGCUCAUACACUCUAUGUUCGUCCGCCGACAACGAAAACGACAUCUUCUUCGGGCACGACAAUGCCUUCAGCUGUGUUACCGGCAAGCCCGAUCCUAACGCCAAGCCGCUGGUCCAAAGCUUGGGAGGCGACUUUGUCAACCCGACCCAGUGCACUAAUGUCAAUCUUGUCGGAGGACGAUACUAUCCGAUUAGAAGUGUAAUGGGCAAUUGGGGAGGACCGUCGGCAUUGACGCUGACCAUCCAAGAACCGGGUGGCAGGCGCGCCAACCAUUUUCCUGGGCGGUGCUGGUAA
Hirsutella rhossiliensis is the source of this 606-nucleotide messenger RNA. Its product is annotated as GLEYA domain-containing protein. The coding region runs from base 1 to 606 and encodes 201 amino acids. The transcript has 3 exons. The record is from RefSeq and is a predicted model, not a curated record. Lineage: Eukaryota; Fungi; Ascomycota; Sordariomycetes; Hypocreales; Ophiocordycipitaceae.